AUGAUAGAUCCUAUGAUCCUCUACACCGACUCUACCACCAACCAACCCAUCAUACUUUUCGAAGAGAAUGAACGUGCAAGAAAAGAAGAAGAAGAGUUGGAUAGAACCAACUCUACUCUAUGUGUUGAUGUUGUUUCCGAUUGUGUACAUUGUGUGAGGAGGUUAAGUAAAGUUCCCUCUUCUUAUUCCUAUAACUUGAGUUUGCCCGAUCAUCAUCAUCAUCAUCAAUCAUUCAUUCAUUUUAACGAUCGUUCAACAUCCACUAUAAAUAUUUAUCAUCAUCACCAAACAUAUAAUAUAUAUAAUACAUUCUAUUCCUAUUCCAUUCAAUACUCAACUCACAAUAAUAAUAACUUUAAGAUUCAAAACAACAGACUUAUCAGAACAGACUUAACAGAAAGUAGUAUCAUGACAAGUGGAUCAAAUCAUCAACAAAAGGCAACAGAAAAGGUGAAUAGUAGUGGAGGAGGAGGUGGAAAGGUGUUGGAGGAAGGUAGUGUAGUUCAACAACAACAACAAGAGUUUGUUAGAAAGAGGAGAGGUGCCAUUAGCAGUGAAGUCAUGGGUGAUAGUACACAGCCGGCCAAGGCAAUCCCUAUCGCACCCAAGACUGCCGAAGCACAAUUGCGACUCAAACAAGCACUUCAACGAAACAUUCUAUUCAACCAUUUGGAAGACGAAGAACGAAACACUAUAUUCUCAGCCAUGGUCGAGGUACACUAUAAAGAAAAUGAUUUGAUCAUCAAACAAGGUGACCAAGGCGAUAACUUUUAUGUGGUAGAUGAUGGAAUAUGUGACAUUUACGUUACAAAAGAUCCAAACACUUUCCCAGGAAUCCAUGUAAUGGAGGUUAGAACAGGUGGUAGUUUUGGUGAAUUGGCUCUUAUUCAUGGUACUCCAAGAGCUGCUACUGUUAUUGCAAGAACAAAUGUUAGAUUAUGGGCGAUUGAUAGAAUAACAUACAAGAGAAUAUUGAUGGAUGCAACCAUUCACAAGAGAGACAUGUACAAAAAGUUUUUGAAAAAGGUGUAUAUAUUAAAAGAUUUGGAAAAGUAUGAAAGAAACAGUUUGGCCGAUGCAUUGGAGCCAGUUAGUUUUAAAGACGGCGAGGUGAUUGUACGACAGGGUGAAAAGGGUGACAAAUUCUACAUUAUAGUCGAUGGAGAGGUACGUGUCACCCAGAGAGAAGGUGGCCCCACCUCUACCACUGGGCCAGAAAAUGAAGUUGCUCGAUUACAUCCAUCCGAAUACUUUGGUGAAAUUGCCUUGUUGACCGAUAGACCUCGUGCAGCUACCGUCACAAGUGUCGGAACGACCAAAUGUGUGGAAAUGGACAGACAAAGAUUUACUCGUCUGCUUGGUCCAUGUGAAAAUAUUCUAAGAAGAAAUAUGGAAAUGUAUAAUCAAUUUAUUAAUCCUCAUCAAUAUCAACAACAGCAACAACAACAAUCAACUAAAAUAUAG
This is a messenger RNA of Cavenderia fasciculata, 1464 nucleotides long. RefSeq names its product protein kinase A regulatory subunit (gene pkaR). The record is from RefSeq and is a predicted model, not a curated record. The transcript is spliced from 8 exons. NCBI's taxonomy places the organism in Eukaryota, Evosea, Eumycetozoa, Acytosteliales, Cavenderiaceae. Bases 1 to 1464 code for a protein of 487 amino acids.